AUGACUGCCAUGACUUACACGUUGACGGGGUUUGCACCGUUUCUUGAGCUGAGACGUGUCACCUUCUUGGAGCCGCUGCCUGCUGUCCGAGUGUGCAGCGUCUGCGGCAUGGUACCGUCCUGCACGGCGCUCCUGCCCUGCUGUCACGUCGUGUGCAAGGGGCCCUGUGGCCGCCAAGUCGAAACAGACAAGCGCUGCCCUUUGGACGGCCGCUUGGUCACCGCCGCCAGCAUCAUGCAGCACAACUUCGAGCAGUCCGAACUGGAGCAGCUCCUCGUCCAUUGCCUCAACGGCGCCGACAACUGCAGCUUCACCUGCAAGCUGGGCGAACUUAGGGGACAUGUCUCGGAGUGUUUCAGCGAUAUCGUCGAGUGCGCCAAGUGCAGGAGACAGGUGCGUCGCGACGCUGCGGCGAGCCACUGCCGGACGUGCGGCGGAUCGGCGACCUCCACGACUGGAGACGUUUGCGGCGACGUCGUCGAAGAGGUUGCUCGCAUGAGGGAAGACCUCGAGAAGCUGCGCGGACGGGUGUCCGAGGAAGACACGGUAAAUGCCGUCGUCGUCAACGACGUGAACUCUCUCGCGCAACGCGCCGUGCACUUGGAGGCUCAGCUGGUCUCACUGGUGAAGGAAAACGCCAAAUUGAAGGGCCCGAUACUCGCAGGCUCUCCCGAUGUGAUGGUUGCAACCGGACCAGUGCCGCACUUCAACCGUUUCGCGGUAGUGCAAUAA
This is a messenger RNA of Rhipicephalus sanguineus (brown dog tick), 732 nucleotides long. Its product is annotated as RING finger protein 151. The transcript has a single exon. The record is from RefSeq and is a predicted model, not a curated record. Bases 1 to 732 code for a protein of 243 amino acids. NCBI's taxonomy places the organism in Eukaryota, Metazoa, Arthropoda, Arachnida, Ixodida, Ixodidae.